Messenger RNA from Nannizzia gypsea CBS 118893, 1977 nucleotides. RefSeq lists its product as hypothetical. Gene Ontology annotation, molecular function: protein binding. Bases 1 to 1977 code for a protein of 658 amino acids. NCBI's taxonomy places the organism in Eukaryota, Fungi, Ascomycota, Eurotiomycetes, Onygenales, Arthrodermataceae. The transcript has a single exon. The record is from RefSeq and is a predicted model, not a curated record.
AUGGCGGCCAGCGCCACGCUUUUCAUGACUCCGGAGGAGAGCCGGCGGGUUCAAAAGACGGCCCAGGAACAUGCACAGAAAUGCCAGGAGAAAGCUGGCCAGCCUCGAGAGGCUGAGGAGACAAAGGCACUCGUCCAGCAAGCCGUUGGCAAAUCUGUGAUGGAUGAUUUUGCGGCCGCAGCGCUGGAUCUGGGAACAAUGUCAAAGGACAAGAGCGAUGAUACUAUGCCAGCAUAUACCGUUGGGCGUUCAUAUUUGCCCUGCACAGCGAAUCUGGUGGAUCUAGAGCCCAUAAGGAUAUCGGAGCUUCGUAUGGAAACGCACCAUCGUGGUCGAGUGCUUUCACUUCGCCGUAUCUCUCCAGUGGUCAAACUUAGGUUAUCUAGCUGGGCUAUCGUACAGGAAGCAGGCUCAGAUGAAGCAGACAGACUCGAGCUAUCCCUUCACAACACAAGGAAUGGCGAAGAUAUGCUGGAUUCGGCCUCAGCAUUCUUGAUUAAGGAGCCUUAUUAUACCCUUAAUACUAAUGAUGAACCUGUGGUUCGCGUCGAUCACCCCUCGGACAUGGUCAUUACGACUUACAGUGACAACCCAUCUUCAUGGCGUAAUAACACUGGAGACAAAGACUCUGCAUCUACUACGUCUAAAUCGGCUACCCAGUGCAAAGAAGAGGGAAAUGCUGCCCUCGGGAAAAAAGAAUACUGGAGAGCUCACGCCUGCUACUCGGAGGGAUUGAAAUUAACUGCAAAUGACGAGGAUAGCACAUUGCGUCAAGAUAUUUAUCGAAACCGUUCUUAUGUCAACCUUCUUCUCCAGCGUUUUGACGAGGCAAUCUCUGAUGCAUCUACGUCCCUUACCCAUGGAACCGAAGAGGAACAGAAAACCCUAGAUGCAAAGGCGUAUUCUCGUGCUGGUACUGCAGCAUACAGUCUAGGCGACUAUGAAGCAGCCAAGAGCUUCUUUGAGCAGCAGGAGAAACUCCAGCCUGAUGAUCGCCUGGUCAAGAUUAACCUGAAAAGAAUAAAAAUGCGAGUUCAGGAGAAAGAAUCAGGCAUAUAUGACCUAAGAAAAGUAGCAAACAGUCUUACAAAAUUGCAGGGCCGAGCCGAUGUUACAAGUUACCAUGGAUUCACUGAGAUAAAGGAGAGUCCAGGAGCGGGUCGAGGCCUUUUUGCAACUCGAGAUAUCGAAGCCAAUGAGCCAGUCAUGUUCGAGAAGGCGUUCUGCAUUGUCUGGAGCCAUGAUCCGGAGGCAAUGACAUGUCUGACUAUUGAUGUCAGAGACAAUGCCACCAUUAGAGUCUUCCCAUCCGGCUUACACAAGGCUGUGGUACAAAAAUUAGCGAACAACCCUUCCCAAGUUGAGCGUGUGUUGUCCCUCUACGGAGAAUAUGAAGGACUCGGCAACAAGCUUCGCGAAAGUGACGGUAGACCAGUACUGGAUACAUUCCAACUCCACGAUAUUGUCCAGCGCAACGCUUUUGGACCAGGACAGCAGACUGAACACGAAGAUGUCAGCAACGCUAGUACUGGGCUCUGGGUUCGAGCAGCAUACAUAAAUCACUCCUGUGUCCCGAAUGUCAAGAAAGAGUUCAUCGGUGAUUUGAUGAUUAUCCGUGCCACCCGUCGAAUUUUAGCAGGCGAGGAACUCACGCACUGCUACGAUGGGACUAGUGAUUAUAGCACCAGGAUAGCAACCAUCGAGCGAACAUGGGGUUUCAAAUGCCAGUGCAAGCUCUGUGCUGCCGAGGAAGCUGAUGGCAAGGAAAUACGCCAGAAGCGAGCAAAUCUUGAAAAGGAGGUGGGCAACUUUAUGAAAAAGGAAGACGCACAACAGCCAAAGAAGAUUGCUAUCAUCAGGGCCAAGCGCCUGCGUCAGAGUAUUCUGGACACUUAUGACCAGCAGAGGUACAAGGACCUACCGCACACAUCGCUAUACGGAAUUGAACAAUGGUUGCAGGCAGCCCGCGCCUUGUAG